Messenger RNA from Culex quinquefasciatus (southern house mosquito), 471 nucleotides. RefSeq lists its product as uncharacterized. The coding region runs from base 51 to 449 and encodes 132 amino acids. The record is from RefSeq and is a predicted model, not a curated record. The transcript has 2 exons. Lineage: Eukaryota; Metazoa; Arthropoda; Insecta; Diptera; Culicidae.
GUGAAGCGUUGGAAAAAAAGUGGUGAUGGAUAAAGUGAAAUUUACGGAGAAUGCAGAAAAGAUGUGAUCCGCUGAACGAUGGCUUUGCUGAGGGGAACGGAGAAUUAUUCUUUAAGCAUGAACCCAACCUGUUCCGCGCUCGGAUCGCACACAAUCUACGCCAAAAUCCCGUGUCCCCGCUGGACGAUGCCCAUCAGCCGGCUGCUGACCGAGAUGACCGGCCUAGAUUCGAGCGAGUGCCAGCCGCACUGCUGGCCUCCCGGUAUCUGGUCACACAGCAAACGAAUAACGGUUCCGCUAAAAAGGACCUGGACGGUCCCAUUGAACCGGUUGUGAUAAAGCCGGCGGUGAAACGACCGGAAAUGAACGACGUUUGCCAGUGGAUGAUGACGGCGGGCCGGAUGGGCGGGCGGUGCCCUUUCAGAAGAACCUGGACAGGCAGCAGCUGAUGCAGACGUGUUGCUUAAUGGG